GCAAUCAUAUAUCAAAAAAUAAAAAUAGCUAACUACAUGGUUUAUACAUUGUACUUUUAUUUUGUAAGCGCAACUUUACCGUCUUAACGUCACAUCCGGAUCAAGAUGGCAGCGACCUUGUGUGGCAAGCUUCUCCCAAGAGCAGGUUGGCUGCCAUUAACCCAAAGUGUUCGUCAUGGCUCCAAAGCAGUCACCCGUCACAGAAAGCCAGUGCACUUUCUCAAGCAGAAGCUGUUGGCUGUCACAGAGUACAUUCCCCCUACACCUGCAGCUCCUCCUGGUGCCCUUGCUCCCCGAGUUAGAAAGACUGAAGAGGAAAGUGGUCUGGCAGUUUUGUUGAGGAAAGACCUUGAAAGUUUAUUUAAGGAGUUUAAGAUGAUUGCUGUGGUCCAGAACAAUGCAACAAAUGCAGAGGACAUGUUGCUCCUUAAACACAGACUGAAAAGACACAACAUCAAUGUCAAAUUUUUCCCAAACCAGGUUAUGCCACAUUAUAAUGAUGAUUACAACUGUUGCAAUGUGGGUUUGUACUAUGUAACAACAUUUUACAUGUUUUUGCAGGUGAUGCGGUCCUUCCUCAAUGACAGUAAAUACAGUAACAUGUUGCCUCUAUUUAUUGGCCAGACUGUAAUAUUUGUUAGUAAAGAGCCAAAAGUUAAAGAGAUGCUGCAAGUGUUGAGGGGCACUCCUCAGAUGGUGCUUUUAGGAGCUUGUAUAGAAAACACAUUGCUCUCAUUUCAAGGCAUUCUCCUUUACUCCAGACUCCCAUCCAUGACCACUGUUCAAGGUGAACUGGUUAGUGGUCUAACAAUGAUGACCUCGCAUACUGUUUCACUGCUACAUCGCCACCCAGCCCAUCUUUCCGACCUCCUUCAGCAAUAUGUCAAACAGCGGGAAGCCGGGUACGCCUCAGAGGCUGUUAGAGAUAAAGACGCUCCUAAAAUACAGGAAGCAACUCUCUGAAUUUUACUAAUAGACUUGAAUGAGACAUUUAGAGGAAUUAAAUCAUCCAGUGCAGUGUCACCAUGUGUAUAAAGUAAGAACGACUGUAUAUGAUUAAUGUCAUCUGCAUAAUAAAACUGUGUUAUUUAAAAUUGG
Molecule: messenger RNA, 1098 nt
Organism: Myxocyprinus asiaticus (Chinese sucker)
Lineage: Eukaryota; Metazoa; Chordata; Actinopteri; Cypriniformes; Catostomidae
Gene: mrpl10
Product: mitochondrial ribosomal protein L10
Exons: 4
Coding region: 106-963 (285 amino acids)
Biological process (GO): translation
Cellular component (GO): mitochondrial large ribosomal subunit
Molecular function (GO): structural constituent of ribosome
Source: RefSeq, a predicted model, not a curated record